Theobroma cacao (cacao) is the source of this 1264-nucleotide messenger RNA. RefSeq names its product HXXXD-type acyl-transferase family protein. NCBI's taxonomy places the organism in Eukaryota, Viridiplantae, Streptophyta, Magnoliopsida, Malvales, Malvaceae. The record is from RefSeq and is a predicted model, not a curated record. Gene Ontology annotation, molecular function: acyltransferase activity, transferring groups other than amino-acyl groups.
GACAUGUUUCUAUAAGUACCAUAGCAAUUAGCGGAGAUGUAACCUGUUCUGCUCACAAGCUUCCCAAAAAUGGCAAAGCAAACCGAUAGCUUUGUUUCCAAAUUAUCCAUUGAAGGUAUUAUGACUGUAACUCCCAUAAGGAUAACGGAUCCACGACAGACCCGACAAGUGUUGGCAGGGGAGGUUGUUGAUCCAGGGGUUUUCCAGCGGUGUCUGAACGUAGUCCAAUACUACAGAAAGGAAAAUGAGGAAGAUUCUGGCUGGCUAGUUGCUGGGUGGAUUAAGGAGACACUUGGGAGAGCUUUGUUGGAGCAACCAAUGAUUUGCGGACGUCUCCGAAAAGGGGAGCAGAAUGAUGGAGACUUGGAGAUCGUUUCCAAUGAUUGCGGCAUUAGACUCAUUGAGGCAAGAAUUCAGAUGAAUCUGUCACAGUUUCUUGAUUUGAAGCGACGGGAAGAGGCAGAAGCUCAGCUUGUAUUCUGGAAGGAUAUUGAUGAGGAAAGCCCGCAGUUCUCCCCAUUGUUUUAUGUUCAGGUGACCAAUUUCCAGUGUGGUGGAUACUCAAUUGGAAUCAGCUGCAGCAUUCUUCUAGCAGACCUUAUGUUAGGGACAGAGUUCCUCAAGACAUGGGCAGAUAUUCACAACAACAUUGUCAACAAGAAUAAUGAACGAAAGCUACCCCUAUUCUACCUCCCUGGUCUCAAGAACACCACCACCUCCUCCCCCAACAUAAUCAGCUCAAGUUCAAGCAAAAACUCUGGCAAAACUAUGAGCUUCAAGAUUAAUGCUGAAAGUGGGAGUCUUGAGAGUGACUGGUGCAGAAAAGCCGCCUUAGCCUGCCUUGAGGAGGCAGAGCACAAUCUCGGAAGUGAAAUGGGUGCAGAGUUUUCUUUGUUUGUGAAUGAAUCGUUUGAAGCCAUCAAGGUGGAAAGCUGCUCAAAACAUGGGACACCGAAGCCACAGCUGAACCUCAACAAGGACUUCACUUACGCAAAAUGGGAUGAUUUUGGGGCAAAUGAAGUUACUUUCCGACAAGGGAACAAACCCGCUCAUGUUUCCUACUGGUUUACAUCCAUUUUGGGUGGGGUCGUCGUCGUAAUUCCUUCGCUUCAGGAGGAUGCAAACAGAGUGAAUAUCUUUGUCACAAUUCCUAAUGAGAAGUUGUGAAAAGGGAUUAUCCCUGGGCUUGAAUUGCAAAUGACUUUUAUUUAAAUAAUUUUCAAAAUAAGCAAAUAAUAUUUACUUUAUAUUAGCAUGCAUCAAA